GUGCAAGGUCGUGCGUUGUCACCGGCCACCGCAUUGGGCUCGUGCCAUGGGGAAGGUCGCGCCGGCAGAGACGCCCAGCGGCGCGGUCGAGACGAGGUCGUCCAUGGUCGAAAAAGCCAAACUUCGUGCGCGGGUCGAGCGUCUGGGCGCUGGCAAGUCGUUCUUCAACGUCACGAUGGACGACAUUGGCGACUUGGGCGUCGGCAUUCGGUUGUACUUCAUGCUGACCAAGUACACGUCGAUGCUGUUUGUCGUCAUGUCCCUGUGCGCCGCGCCGUCGGCAGUCAUUCACUACUUUGGCCAUGGCGUGACGGAGGCGACGAAAGACCCGCUCGGCCUCAAUUACUUGUCCCUGGCAAACGAAGGCAUCAACCCCGAGUACGUUCCAGCCAACUGCACGUACAUGGGUGGCACCAUGGACUGCUCCCUCCGCACGAUUGAUACCCCCCUGACGACCUCUCCCAAGAUGGGAGCGUACAUCGCCACCAUAUGCGACUGCACGUACUCGCUCGUGUUUGUCGCGUACAUUGUGUUUAUGUCGCACCGAUGCCGCGCGAUCGUGGCCGCACAUGCCAAGGACAACAUCACGCCCGCCAAGUACGCCGUUUACGUCCGGGGCUUCCCCCGCGAUGCGACGGAGGCCGAGAUCAUGGCGCAUUUCAGCGCGCUGUACGACCUAUCUCAGCCCGCGCAAUACUUUCCCAUGUGGCUUGGGUGCUUUGGCCGGCGCCGCCGUGUCAAGUCCCGUCGGCCGGGGGAUGCUUCGCGUUCCAAGCGGUCGUUCGAGCCCGUGGCAGACGUGUCGCACGUGGAUGGCAAUGAUCUGUACAUGCAGUCGUGGGUCGCUCAAGUGAGCAUCGCCCGGCCCAUCGGCACGUUCCUCCGCCUCUUUCUCGCGCUGGAAACGUUGACGCAAAAAAUUGCCAUGCUGGAAGCGACGAUCGCCGAGUACAAGACACACCCGCGUCGGUUCCACAAGCGGCUGCCCCGCGCCCAACUCGACCUGGCCGCCCUCCAGACCCAGCUCGAGACGAAAACGAGCAACAUGACUGCGCUGCGCACGCAGGGCAUCCAACGAUUACACGAAUGCGAGUGCGCGUUUGUCGUAUUCAACCACGUCGAGAGCCAGCAACAGUGCAUGGCCGACUACCGGACGAGCCACUCGUGGUGGAAGCGCUGGUUUCAGCCGACGGCGCUUCGAUUCCGAGGCAUUCACGCGCUCAAGGUGUCUGCCGCCCCCGAACCAUCCAACAUUGUGUGGGAAAACUUGGAAACGUCCGCCGUCGAGCGGUUUGCGCGGCGGUCGUUGACAAACGUGGUCACGUUUGUGCUGCUGAUUGUGUCUUGCGCGAUCAUUUCGCUUGCCCAGGGCGCCCAGCAAACGUUCAACAAGCCCGGCCCAGCCAACAUUUGCGCCAAAAUCCUCGACGUGUAUCAAGGCCCAAGCUACGACGGCGCCGCCGCCGCCGACUGGACCUUGCACUGGAACGCGUCCGUCGUGUGCCCCGCCGCCGGGUCGUUCGAGAUUACGUACAACCAGUCGGCGACGCCAUUCCCCGCGACCGUCCCGACCUUCAACGACGUCGCGGGGCCGUCGGCCAACCUCACGCGAUGCACGUCUGGAUGCUUCACUCCCGGCUUGACCACGUGCGGCACUCUGCCUUGCUUCACGACCGACUACAACUACACGGCAACCACCAACCGUGCGGUCGACAACGCGUGCGAGUCGUACGAUUCGAGCAGCAUCGUGCUGUGCUACUGCAAACCGAAACUCGAAGCGUACAUUGCGUUGGACGGGCUGUACCACGGCCCAAAGAAGCUGUGGCAGGUCGAAGUGCCGUGCCGCGAGUACAUCACGGCGUUCUUGACCAAGAAUGGACUCCUCGUCGCCGCCGCGGUCACCGUGAUCCUCGUCAACACGGCGCUGCGGGGGGUGUUUUACGCGUUUGGCGGGUUCGAGCGCCACUCGUCCGAGUCCAACACGGCGGCCGCGGUCGUUGUCAAGCUCUUCUUUGCUCAGUGGAUUAACACAGCGGUCAUCGUUCUGCUCGUCAAUGCCCAGCUUGGCAACGUCCCGAUCCUUCACUUUUUUCUCUCGGGUAAACUCACCGACAUGGAGCGGGGAUGGUAUACGUCCGUGGGGGCUGGGAUUACGCUGACGAUGCUCGUCAACGUUGCGACUCCCCACGUCGGCCCUGUCCUGGCCGCGUACGUGAUUUUGCCCGUCAAGCGCGGGAUCCAGCAGUUUACGACCGUGACCAGUUCCGAAAUGAACGCGCUGUUUGCGAACCCGGCGUUUGACAUUUCCGUGCGGUACCCCGUCGUCCUCAACACGAUCUUCGUCACGUUCAUGUAUGCGGGCGGGAUGCCGGCGCUGCUUCCGCUCGGCGCUGUGUCGUGCUUCCUCAACUACGCGGUCGACAAGCUCAUGCUGAUGAAGCUCUACCGCGUCCGCACGGCGUACGAUCAAGCGCUGGGUAAUUUGGCCUUGACGCUGUUUCCGUGGAUGUUACUCGUGCACCUCGGGUUCUCGGCAUGGUCGUACGGAGUGUCGUCGCUGCUCGAGUCGGACCUGCUCCACGUCGCCGCGCUCGCACAGCAAGCGACGUCGGCGCUCGCGACCGUGGAAUCGUCAUUUACCGGCCAAGACGACGCGAACGCAACGACGUCGGCCGACGCGGCGGCGAUCGACCCGACAGAGCAGCUGCACGAGAUGCUGCUGGCGCAGCUCGAGACGGUCGCCGACCCCACGCUGGCUCAACUGCUUGGCGGUGUCCUCAAAGCAUAUUCCAAGAUUGUGCGGGUCAACACGUUUCCCGUCUUUUUCUUGUUUGUGCUGGUGCUGCUGUAUUUGCUCUUGCACCGCGUCUUGGCGCCGGUCUUCCACGUCACGGUCGGCGUCAUGUUCAAAUUUGGGUCGCUCCUCCUUGGAAAGGUCCGGCGUUCGAGGGUUCGCGUGGCGGCGGCAGCCGUCGGGCAGACCGCACCGGCGUUCACCGCGCUCUUCGAGCGGCCGUUGGCCGCAGACGAAGUGGAUGGCGCACGGGACGACGGUGAAAAGGCAGCGGCCAUGGCGAAGAAGACCGUCGACACGGCGAGGGGGUUCCAAGUCGAUGCGGGUCGGGGCAUGGUGAUCUGCCGCGGCGCGGACGGCGAGCGCUUGCGGUCGUGGCAGGCAACCUCGGCCCCCGUCAAAACGUAUGCGAUUGAAAAAAAUCCCAAGUACACGACGGCCGUCGCCAAACUCCUCGAAGCAAACCAACGGCUGCGCACCGCCGACGCGUUUCCACAGCAAACGCCCAUACCGCACCACGACAUGCGGCCGCCGGAGGCCGCCACUUGCCGCGCGCCGUUUCUGGCGAGUUAGAUAAACAAAUAUGCACAUGCACGCCACCGACUCAAAUGUACGC
This is a messenger RNA of Aphanomyces invadans, 3410 nucleotides long. RefSeq lists its product as hypothetical. Bases 47 to 3367 code for a protein of 1106 amino acids. Gene Ontology annotation, cellular component: plasma membrane. The transcript has 9 exons. The record is from RefSeq and is a predicted model, not a curated record. Lineage: Eukaryota; Oomycota; Saprolegniomycetes; Saprolegniales; Verrucalvaceae. Gene Ontology annotation, molecular function: calcium-activated cation channel activity.